AUGGAGAAACCGAUUUUGGGAACCAACGAGGAGUUGCGACCGUGUCAUGUGCACUACGAGAUGAUAAAGCCUCUGAUAAUUUUCGAGCGGUUUUCCAACUGGAACAGACUGCUUCGAAGCAUGGCUUUCGUUUUCCAUGUUUCUACAGCUCAAAAGGCACGGAAAAACAGCGUGAAAGUCGAGUUUGAGGUAACACACGAAGACCUGAGAGCGGCCGAAAACCAAAUUUUGAAAAUGGUGCAAUGUUCGUCUUACCCGGAAGAAAUGACAAUUAUGUCGAUCAACAUAAAUGCAGCAUGCGGUGAACAGCGUCCACUUGAUAAAAGUAGCUCUCUCUUCAAACUUACUCCCAUGUUAGACGAUGAAGGUAUUCUACGCAUCGACAGCCGCACAGGAGCGGCACGUGUGGACUCAUAUGACGUCAAGUAUCCCAUAAUACUGCCUCGAAAACAUUAUGUGACGUAUCUAAUCGUGGACAACUAUCACCGGAAGUUCCUUCACGGAAAUGCAGAGACGGUGGUUAACGAGCUUAGACAGCGAUAUUAUAUUUCCCGAAUGCGAGUUGUUGUGAGAGCUGUUUCGCGAUCAUGUCAGUGGUGCAAGGUGUACAAGAGUCAGCCAACCAUCCCUAAAAUGGGUCCACUUCCUGAAGCUCGUCUAUCUCCUGGUGUCCGGCCAUUUAGUUUUGUCGGGAUAGACUACUUUGGGCCGAUCCUCGUAAAGGUUGGUCGAGCCAACGCAAAACGAUGGGUGUGUCUCAUCACAUGCUUGACCAUACGAGCAGUGCAUGUAGAAGUUGCAAGAGAUUUGUCCACACCGUCUUGCAUAGAGUGCAUCCGCAGAUUCGUCGACCGAAGAGGAGCGCCACUGGAGAUUUAUUCCGACAACGGACGAAACUUUGUGGGAGCCAACGGAGUGCUGCGACAGCAGAUAAACAAAAUUGAUGAAGAAGUAGCUGCAACUUUUACCAACACACGGACUAAGUGGUAUUUCAUACCACCAGCAUCCCCUCACAUGGGGGGUUCCUGGGAGAGACUGGUGCGUUCGAUUAAGGUAGCCAUAACCAGUAUACCCCAGAACAACAAACUCGAUGACUUCGCCCUGUGGACGCUGGUGGUGGAUGCAGAAGCAAUCGUCAAUUGCCGCCCACUGACAUAUUUACCACUAGAUUCACCGGAACAGGAAGCACUCACCCCAAACCAUUUCCUUCUGGGAAGUUCGAGGGGUGUAAAGCAACCUUCAAUUAAAUUAGGGCGUUCCGACAAGACCAUCAGCAACACUUGGACGAUUAUACAAAAUGACCUGGACCAUUUUUGGAAAUGUUGGGUUCGCGAAUACCUGCCAACACUAACGAGGCGCACCAAAUGGUUUGGGGAUGUCAAGCCUGUUGGUGUUGGAGAUAUGGUGAUCUUGAUCGAUGACAAGAAGCGCAACGGAUGGGUUCGUGGCCGUGUAUUAGACGUGACGAAAGGGAAAGAUGGUCGAGUUCGACAAGCGGUUGUCCAGACGACAGACGGGUUAUUUAGGAGACCGGUUUCGAAAUUGGCGGUGCUGGACCUUUGUAGAAAUAGUAACGCUGGAGUCAACACUCAGCCUUACGGGGAGGGGGAUGUUGACGAUUCAGCCCCACAUUUAGCAACCUUGCCGUUAUCAGUGCCACUCACUGGCUAG
Toxorhynchites rutilus septentrionalis is the source of this 1671-nucleotide messenger RNA. RefSeq lists its product as uncharacterized. The transcript has a single exon. Gene Ontology annotation, molecular function: nucleic acid binding. NCBI's taxonomy places the organism in Eukaryota, Metazoa, Arthropoda, Insecta, Diptera, Culicidae. Bases 1 to 1671 code for a protein of 556 amino acids. The record is from RefSeq and is a predicted model, not a curated record. Gene Ontology annotation, biological process: DNA integration.